This is a messenger RNA of Fonsecaea pedrosoi CBS 271.37, 1482 nucleotides long. RefSeq lists its product as uncharacterized. Bases 1 to 1482 code for a protein of 493 amino acids. NCBI's taxonomy places the organism in Eukaryota, Fungi, Ascomycota, Eurotiomycetes, Chaetothyriales, Herpotrichiellaceae. The transcript has 2 exons. The record is from RefSeq and is a predicted model, not a curated record.
AUGACAUCUCCAGCCAAAUCAGAUUUUCCCAAGUUUGUGGAUGGGGAUGUCCUCAUCGUCAUCUCACCAACUCAAGUCUACAAGCUCCACUCUCAAGUUGUCGCCACUCAUUCCUCUCUUUUCGCCGAGCAGAUUGCCUCCAAGCCAGGACCUCGCCUUAAUGCACAGGCUCGCCGCGAGAAUGCGGCCGCGUACCGUUUCGAAUUCAAGCGGGCUGUUGCGGACAAUGAGUUUGGCGGAUUCGUCCGUGUGGAGAUCAACGAGUCUGGGCGGGUUGUAGGCCCCAGCAUGAAUCUUCUGAUGCCAGACUUCGAAAAUGGAAAGGCGACCGACAACUCCAACCGUGCAUGGGAUUGGCUCUUUGGCAUCUUCUACAACCGUGACCCUGUCUUCGAUGACAGCAGCUUGGCCAAUCUGCUCUCCUGUGUCGUUGCUCUCAUUCAGUGUGCGGAAUCUGUGAGCUCACUUGAACACGUCCGCGACGUGGUGGACCUCGCGUUGAUGCGUCAAGACACUGUCCUUUGGACUUCUAUCUUGGGUAACCCACACGCCUGGCUUGAGCUUGGUCGCCGCGUUCAAUCCCCUACUAUCUACAGCGAAGCAGCUAUCCAUUUGAUCGGCCAGUGGGGAUCCAUCACCGAAGAGGAGAAGAAUCGUAUCAGUGAAGAUAUCCGUGUCAUCUUGGAUCGCAAGGCAACUGAACUUGCUCUCGUGAAAGAGGCCAUUGAGCUGCGCAUGCUAGGUCACUACCCGGAGUUUAUGCGCCGUACUGCAGCCGACAAACCUGGUCGACCUUCAUACUCCAGCGACAUCUACAUGUGGAUGGCAGUUUGCUUUUUCCGACAGUGGUUCUCUCAAAACAUCUCUGACGAUCGCACCCGACGCGCACCUGACGGAGGCCUGAACUUCUACACCUCACUCCACGAAGGUGGUCCAGCCUAUCUCGACCACAUGGACUUUCAGGAGUUCCAUAAAUAUUUCCCGAUGAGUAUCAAGGCGUGUCAUGUGCUCGAGGCGAACAUGGGUGUCCUCAAGGAAGACAUCAAGCGAUUCGUCGAGGAUCUCAUGGUCGAACGCACCCACUUGAAGAGAGACCAGCAUGAGAUCUACUGGUUGACAUGUGCAACCAUCGAAAAGGGGGAUAUGCCAUGGUACACCCCAGAUUCGACCGCGAAAUCAACCGAUGCAUUGCAAAGCAUGUACGACGACAUGGAAGACCAUUUGCACCAUGGUGUCGACGACGAUGUGGAAGACGAGCUGGACCACGACAUAGAAGGACAGAAGAUGAUGCAGAUGUGGGCUAACGCCAACAGCGGUACUAAACGCACGAGCCGCAACGACAAUCACGCUCGCGCUCGUGCAACACCAAAGAAGCGUGCUAGCCUUGCCGAUUACGACAGCGCCAACAACUCCGACUUGGACGCAGAGUCCUCAGAUGAGAUGUUCGUGAGAGAAGCUGCGCCUGACUUGAUGGAGGAGUGA